AUGAAGUUUGAACUCGUCACUCUCGGCCUCCUUGGCAUGGCUUCUGCGAGCCCUGCCCAGUCCCAGGGGACUGCGCACAGCCGCCGAGGCAACAUUUUCAAGCGCCAGGUCCCUCAGGAGCACUCUCAUGAGAUCUUCCUGACGAUCACCCGCGAGUUCCUCAACCUCAACAACCCCAAGGGCAUUUCUGAUCCUGUCUUCGGCCUCCUCGGUGACGCUGCCGCUUCCAAAGGUGCCGGCAAGGUCACCAACCUGGCAUGCCUCAAGCAGGAGACUGCUGACCAGGCCUUCACCAACGCCAAAAAGGUGGGAGAUAUCCGCGGCAUGUCCGCUGCCCUCGUCUACCAGGCCCUCGAGCGCAACACCGGCUCCGUUGGCGGCGUCAGUGCCGCUUGUACCGACAAGCCCGUCAACCCUGAAAUCGGCGCCUUCGCCCAGCACCAGGAUGCCGCCGGACCUGGCGCCCUCGCAGGCAACAAGGCCAUCGCCCUGGCUCUGGCCAAGCAGCUGGCCCUCAUCGGCGGCGAUCCGCUGCUGGCGCUCGAGAGUGGCACCUUUGUCGCCGGAGAGCUCAAUGACAGGACCGCCGCCGGCAAGUCCUGCGACAGCGCCAAUGACCCCGUCGGCUGCAUCUUCACCCAGCGCCUCCUCCUCCUCGAUGCUACCCCUGACGAGAUCAAGGCCGCCGUCAAAGAUGUCGUCCCGGCCUUCAAGGGCACCGGCCAGCUCAAGGCCACCCACAUUGACUUUGCUGGCCUUCCUGUCGCCGCUGCGACCGGCGCCGUCCUUGCUGAUGCCGGUUCGCCUGCUGGGAAGCCUGCCACCACGCCUCCCCCCUCCUCUGGUAAUGCUGCUGGCAACGCCGCUGGUAACGCUGGCAACGCCGCUGGCAACGCCGCUGACAAGCCCCCCGCUGGUGCCCCGGACGCCGAUGAGUGCGAGGCUGUGAAGCCCACUACGUCUGCCAGCCGCAGCUGCACCGUGUUCACCACGACCCUCCCCGCCGGUGCCGUCGGGACACCUGCCCCGGCCGGCGGCAACAACGCUCAAGCCGGCGGCAACAACGCUCAAGCCGGCGGCAACAACGCUCAAGCCGGCGGCAACAACGCUCAAGCCGGCGGCAACAACGCUCAAGCCGGCGGCAACAACAUUCAAGCCUUCACUGGCACCCUCGGCGGCGCUGCCCCUCCCGUCAUCAAGGGUACCGGUGACCGCCCCUUCUCCGUCAAAGGCAACACCUUUACCAGUGCCGGUGCCGCCCUUAGCCGCUCGUGUGACAUUCAGCACAACGCCUGCGCCAACGCCGCCAACACGGGCAAGCUGACCGGCGGUGUCGGUCAGUGCGAAACCCAGAACGCCCAGUGCCACGCCGCCAACUCCCUCGGCAAGCGCUCCACCUCCCGCGAGCGCUUCCUCCGCGAGCGCCGCCAGGCCACACCAGCCACUGGCAACUUUGGCUCCUGCACGGACCCCAGCAUCAAGUUCGCCGCUGGUCUCGACGGUCGCAAGGAGGCGGCCUUCAUCCCCAACAACCUCAAGGACUUUGGUCACGGCUCCGCCCAAAAGGUCGGCAUCAUCGCCGGCUUCAUCUGCCAGCGCCUCAGCGACUCGUGCAAGGCCCCCGCCGCCGUCCAGGCCUCGUGCGCCCAGGCCAGCGCCGCCGCCAUCGCCGCCGCCCAGAACCAGGCUGCUGCCGAUGCCUUCAACGGCAUCCUCAUCGGCAAGGCGGCCGCGCCUCCCCCCAAGGCUACGCCUACGCCUACACCUGCGGGCGGCGCUGCCGCUGCUAUCACGCCUGCCCCGGCUGCUGACGAGGACGCGUGCCCGCCGCCUGCUCCUGUCGUCGUGACUAUCACCAAGUGUACGUAG
This is a messenger RNA of Verticillium dahliae VdLs.17, 1869 nucleotides long. RefSeq lists its product as uncharacterized. The record is from RefSeq and is a predicted model, not a curated record. Bases 1 to 1869 code for a protein of 622 amino acids. Lineage: Eukaryota; Fungi; Ascomycota; Sordariomycetes; Glomerellales; Plectosphaerellaceae. The transcript has a single exon.